AACUAUUGGGCAAAAACAAUUAAAUCCACGGAAAAUGGCAAAUUCAAAAUUCGAAUAUGUCCGAAAUUUCGAGCAGGCAGACCACCUUCUGCCAAACACAUGGAUCGUUGUCCGCAUAGAUGGCAGAGGCUUCACAAAGUAGGCUACAAGCAGCUACGGUUUAACCUCAUUUAUUCAUUGUUUUAGGAUGUGUGCCCGUUAUGGGUUCGAAAAGCCCAACGAUCGCAGGGCUCUUGACGUCAUGAACGCUGCCGCGAAAGCUGUGGUCACUGAUUUGCCCGAAAUCGUAAUAGCGUACGGUGUCAGUGAUGAAUAUAGCUUUGUAUUUCACAAAACAUGCACGCUAUUUGAGAGACGAGAGAGUAAACUUGUCAGCACUAUCGUCUCAACCUUCACAGCAAACUACGUUCAUAAAUGGUCAACCUACUUUCCAGAUAUGCCUUUAGCCUCGCCGCUACCAACAUUCGAUGGGCGUGCUGUUUGUUACCCAACAGUGCAGAACCUCAGAGAUUAUAUGAGCUGGCGACAAGCUGAUUGCCAUAUCAAUAACCUAUACAAUACCUCUUUUUGGGCUCUUGUUAAGCUUGGCGGACAAGACAACAAAGAGGCCGAGAAGACUCUCGCUGGUACCUUGGCGGCUGAUAAGAACGAAAUUCUAUUUUCCAAAUUUAAAAUCAACUACAACAAUGAGCCGGAAAUCUUCCGCAAGGGUAGCGUUGUCUUCCGCGAUUACGAACUUGUAGAACCAGAGAGCCACAAUACAACGACUGAAUCUAUCGAUGCCAUUUCUAUGCCAGUAGAGCAGUCCAAGUCGCAAGCGGAAAAGGACAAGAAGCGUCGGGCCAAGGCACGCGUUGUGGUAGAGUUUCUGGACAUUAUAAAAGACGAAUUCUGGGACAAGAGACCGUGGAUCCUUUCCAACAAGCCAGGAAAGGUCCCCAAAGAAGUAUAAAAUAUAAAUGAAAAAUUAAUCAUGAUGAAAUGAAGUAAAACCAGUCCCAAUGAUAAAUAUGUACCCUGUAUCCAAACGCCGUACAAUGCAGUUAUGUUCUCGUAAAGUAUGCAAAAAAAUGUACCACUUCUUCUCUUUUAACGCUAAUCAGCUUUUAUCUCCUUUAUCCUUCCUCUUCCGUCUAGCCUCUUCUUUCUUUGCUCGCCGUUGCUUCUUCGCGUCGCUCGCAUCGUCUGAUGCAUCCGACCUGCCCUUUUUCGCCUGUCGAAGAGCAUCUAGAAGGGCUUCUUGUUGCUUCUUGCGCUUUUUGUCGUCUUUCCUUAUUCGGCGUUCCUCCUUUGUUUCCUUCUUUUUAUCUUUGCGCUCAGUCUUUGUCGCAUCUGCCUUGGUUUCGCUUUCAGAACCGGACGUUGAUGAUUCCUUAUCGUCUUUAAGUGUGCCUUCCAAGAAUCCACCUCGAACAAAUGUUGCAUAUAUAGAGUAUUUGGCCAGGGACCCUUUUUCAAACUGGUUGAUUUUGCCAGUCUCGACAGUCUGCGUGACUUGGCCGUCUUUCGAGGUGUCGAGACCUUGUAGUUGUUCGUCAAACGCGUUCAUCCACCACUGAUCACUUGUAAAGUGUUGUGUAGAUCCGAUGCCCUUCUUAUCGCUUUUUCUGUUUAGGAGGAGAGGCUUCGCAAGACCAAUGUCGUCGCUCGUCUUGUGCAGAGAAUGCCCUGCUCCUCGCCAGCCCUGGGCGGCCAGGUGUGCUGCCGCAUUCAUUGUUUCUGCUCGUAUAUGGUUAUUACCGGCAGAUAUAUAAUCUCGGAGUAUUAUAGGGGCAGGAGAGCCCUGGGUUUGCUUUCGCCUCGAUUUCGCCGCG
Molecule: messenger RNA, 1814 nt
Organism: [Torrubiella] hemipterigena
Lineage: Eukaryota; Fungi; Ascomycota; Sordariomycetes; Hypocreales; Clavicipitaceae
Source: the annotation of a GenBank genome assembly